Onychomys torridus (southern grasshopper mouse) is the source of this 2121-nucleotide messenger RNA. RefSeq names its product carcinoembryonic antigen-related cell adhesion molecule 3-like. Gene Ontology annotation, cellular component: external side of plasma membrane. Lineage: Eukaryota; Metazoa; Chordata; Mammalia; Rodentia; Cricetidae. The transcript is spliced from 7 exons. Bases 1 to 2121 code for a protein of 706 amino acids. The record is from RefSeq and is a predicted model, not a curated record. Gene Ontology annotation, biological process: T cell activation.
AUGGCGAAGUGCUCUAUGAUUCCCUGCAGGGGCUGCACCCCCUGGCAGGAGCUACUGUUCAUAGCCUCCUUUUUAACCUCUUGGUACCUGACCACCACUGCCCAAGUCACGAUUGAGUUAGUGCCUCCUCAAGUGGUUGAAGGAGAAAACGUCAUUUUCCUCGUCCGUAAUCUGCCAGAGAAGUGGUUUGGCUUAUCCUGGUUUAAAGAUGAGACAAAUAUGAAGUAUACAAUUGCAAGCUAUGAUACUAUCUACAGUAAGGAGUUUCUGGGGAAUGCACACAGUGGUAGAGAGAUAGUAUACCCCAACGGAUCCCUGUUGAUUCAAAAUGUCACCCAGAGUGACUCAGGAGUCUAUAUUCUUCGAAACAAUAAUAAAGCAAGAAUGUUAUCAACAACAUACAUAUACCUUCACGUGUACACCUCUCUUUUAAACUGUGGGCACCCUCUCACCUCUGCCCAGCCCACUAUUGAAUCAGUGCCACCCAGUGUUGGAGUAGGGGCAAGUGUUCUCCUUGUGGUUCACAAUCUCCCAGAGAAUCUUCAAGCCCUUUUCUGGUAUAAAGGAAUUAUUGUGUUCAAGAACCAUGAGGUUGGCCAACACAUAAUAGCCAAGAAUUCAAGUGUGCCAGGCCCUGCACACAGUGGUCGAGAGACAGUGUACAGCAAUGGAUCCUUGGUUCUCCACAAUGUCACCUGGAAGGAUGCUGGAUUCUACACCCUAUUAACUCUGACCACAGAUCUGACAGCUGAAAUAGCUCAUGUGCAACUCCACUUGGACACCUUGCAUUGUGGAUACCAUCCCACCUCUGCCAAACUCACUAUUGAAUCAGUUCCACCUAACAUUGCUGAAGGUGGAAGUGUUCUUCUAGUGGCUCACAAUCUCCCAGAGAAUCUUCGAUCUUUUUACUGGUACAAAGGAGUUAUUGUGUCCAAGAAAUAUGAGGUUGCCAGAUAUAUAAUAGUCACAAAUUCAAGUGUGCUGGGUCCUGCACACAGUGGCAGAGAGAUAGUGUACAGCAAUGGAUCCCUGCUGCUCCAUAGUGCCACCUGGAAAAAUGCCGGAUGGUACACCCUACAGACUCUGACCACAGAUGUAGAACCUGAAACAGCGCAUAUUCAACUCCAGUUGGACACCUCCCUUUCUGCUUGCUGCAAUGAUGUUACUUCGCCCCAACUCACCAUAGAACAGGUGCCACGGGUUGCUGCUAAAGGUGAAAGUGUUCUCUUCCUUGUUCAUAAUCUGCCAGAAGAUCUGCAUACAUUUUCCUGGUACAAAUCAAAGUAUAGCAUCCGGAAUUUUAAAAUUGCAGCAUACAGCAGAGCCAUGAAUUACAUCACCCAGGGACCUGCCCACAGUAGAAGAACAAUGGUGUAUACCAAUGGAUCCUUGCUCCUCCAGGAUGUCACUGAGAAAGAUGCAGGAUUCUACACACUACAGACUGUAAACAGAGAUUUCAAAACUGAAAAAACACAUGUGGAACUCCAUGUGAACCCCUGCAUGCGCCCUCCCGUCCAGCUCACUAUUGAGUUAAUGCCACACAAUGUUGUUGAAGGGGAAAAUGCUCUCCUACUUGUUCAUAAUAUCCCAGAGGACCUUCAAUUUUUUGUCUGGUUCAAAGGGAUACCAAUUGACAACGAACACAAAAUUGCACAGAAUGUAAUAAGCAGUAAUAAAAGUAUGCUGGGGCUGGCACACAGUGGUAGAGAGACUGUGUACCCCAAUGGAUCUCUGCUGUUCCAUCAUGCUGCCCAGGAGGACACUGGAUUCUACACCCUACGAACCUUAAAUGCACAGGUUGAAACUCAAGAAGCACAUGUGUACCUCCACAUAUACAAGCCUGUGACACAGCCCUUUAUUCGAGUCACCAGCACCAAUGUUACAGUGCGGAGCUCUGUUGUGUUCACCUGCCUCUCAGCUGACACUGGAAUCUCCACCCAGUGGAUCUUCAACAACCAGAGUCUGCAGCUCACAGAGAGGAUGACCUUGUCACCGAAAAAGUGCCGACUCAGCAUAGAUCCUGUGAGGCUGGAGGAUGCUGGAGAGUAUAAGUGUGAGGUCUCCAACCCAGCCAGUUCAAAGACCAGUCCCCCGGUCCAUCUGGAUGUGAUGAAUGAGUGA